Molecule: messenger RNA, 622 nt
Organism: Daucus carota subsp. sativus
Lineage: Eukaryota; Viridiplantae; Streptophyta; Magnoliopsida; Apiales; Apiaceae
Exons: 2
Coding region: 118-441 (107 amino acids)
Source: RefSeq, a predicted model, not a curated record
GGGCAAUACAAGAGUGAAAUAGAAUUGGGAAAGGGCAAGGCAACCCAUUAACCCAGUGGUAUAAAUCAGGAGGCGCCUCUUGUUUGUUGCUGGCAAAUUGAAGAAUUGAUAGGGUAGAUGGAGGGUAUGAAGAAUAACAAGGGUGAAAUCGAUGAGAUAAGGCGCGAUUUGAAGAAAAACCUGGAUCUGCAAGAUCUGAAUCACCGCUAUUUGACACAAGAGGAAAUUGAUGAUGGUUAUGAGAUUUUGGUUGAUGAUCGUCCCCGUGUCCCUUCCCCCCCGCCUAAGGUCUCCGAAUAUAAAAAACCACCUAAAGAAAAAAAGGUUGAUGAUGAUGAUCAUGAUGAUGAAGAUGCUGCUCUCAAAGAAUAUGGUGACGUGGAUGACUUGUUGAAGCUCCGCUUAAAAGGCCUAAACCGGAUUAAGUCCACCGUUGAUUGAUUAAGUCUAUCGUUGAUUGUACGAAUACCUGCUAAACCUCUACUUUGUCAUAUUUUAUUAGAAUUUCGAUGUCAUCGGUGAUAACUAAUUAUUCUACUUUUACUAUGCUUUUGUUUCGUAUCAUGAUGGAACUAUAUCCGUUUAUGCUUUACUUGUCACAAGUAUGUUGUUGAUUGUUCAA